Musca vetustissima is the source of this 2280-nucleotide messenger RNA. Its product is annotated as apoptotic chromatin condensation inducer in the nucleus-like. The record is from RefSeq and is a predicted model, not a curated record. The transcript is spliced from 5 exons. Gene Ontology annotation, molecular function: RNA binding. Bases 1 to 2280 code for a protein of 759 amino acids. NCBI's taxonomy places the organism in Eukaryota, Metazoa, Arthropoda, Insecta, Diptera, Muscidae.
AUGCGUAGAAGAAGUGAACGAAAAAAAUCUACUGACGUAUCCUCACCAGCUCCGGCGUCGCGUCGUACUAACCGCCGUAGAAAAUCGCCAUCCAUAUCUGAAGAUGACAAAAAUGAAUUAAAAAGUAAUGAUACAAAUGAAAAACAGGUAUCAGAAACUGGGGAGCACAGUGCCGGUGAAAAAGAAAGGGAUUCCAGCGAAGAGCGAGUUGGUAUUAGGCGUAGACGAAGUUCACGCAGUACAAGAACUCCUGUCAAAGAACAACAAGAAACAACAAGCCCUGUGCGUCGUCGUCGCAAUCGAAGAGAACAAACACCACUGGAUAACAAUAUUGCAUCUAUUCAAGAAGAAGGAAAUGCUGCUAAUGACGAAGAUGAAUCUGAGAAAAACAAGAAAGAGCAAGAACCAAGUCAAGGUAAAUUGGAUGUUUUAAAGGAGGAACCAGAAAAUUCAAUACCUUCGGAGGAGAAGGUAGACACAAAUGAAGGCGAUGACAAAAAACAAGAAGAAAACCAAAAAGUGAACGACGAAAGUCCCGAUAAUCAUGAAGAAGAAAAUGCUGGGAAAGCUGAAGAAAGUAGCUCAAAGAAUGAAAAAGUAAUUGGAACGUUCGAGGAAGAGUCGCAUUCGUCGGUUAGAAGUGACAAAGAGAUAGUGUCACCGGUAGAAGAUCAAGAUGAUAAAGAUGAGGUAAAAUUGCACACUCGUGAUAAUUCCCCCAGAUCACGUAGUAAUAGCAGCCCACAUAAGCUAUCCCCAGUAAGGAAGGACACCAAGGAAGACGAAGGGACUGAAGACGGAGAAGUUAUCGAAAAGGAAGAAAAAUGUAUUGAGGAACACACAACGACGGAUGACACACCCCAAAAGGAUGAACCUAAGUUGGAGGAGGUAAACCAUAAACAAGAUGGUAAAACUAAUGAAACCUCUAAUACUACUGCAGCAGCUGAUACAGGUCACACUAGCAACAAGAAUACUACAGCAGUUUCCGCCACCAAUACCACUACCCGCAAACGUCGUUGGAUAACAAAGAAAACCACAGAAAGCAAAGAACAUAUUAUGGCCAUUUCCACAGAUUCGUUGAAGACUCUUAUUGCCGACGUUCACCCUGUGCCGUUGAGCGAUGUGCAAUUAGAGUCUUCUUCUGAUAUUGAGGAUGUGACCUCCGAGCGUGAGGAAGGCGAACAGUCACCUUCACCAGAACCGGAAAGGCGCCGUAUUUCCACAGACAAAGUUGAAAUAACAGUGAAGCCGAGGCCACAACCGAAAGAGAAUAAUCGUCAAGAUCAAAUGGUUCCUGGUGUUGGAACUGUACCGGACCCCAUACAACGUCAACCUAGUCCGGCCCGAAAUCAAUCCAGUUGUGUUUUAUAUAUAACAAAUUUAGUACGCCCGUUUACCGUACUACAAUUAAAAGGACUCCUAGCAAGAACUGGAAAAAUAGUCGAAGAUGGCUUUUGGAUUGAUCGCAUUAAAUCUAAAUGUUACGUCGAAUAUGAAACUGAAGAUGAAGCCAUAGAGACACGUCAUGCAUUACAUGGUGUACGGUGGCCUGCAUCAAAUCCUAAAUGUUUAAAUGUCGAUUUCGGAAAUAAGUCUGAUAUGCUUAAAGUAAUAGAAUCCACAAAGGAAGAGGCUCCCAAGUUUGGCCAAGAAACAAGCAAAGACAAUGUAUUAGUUGGUUCGGGCUGGAAUAGAGAUCGCAUUGAAGAGGAGAAAAGGGGGUCUCGGCCAGUGCGCGAGUGGGAUGUUGGCAAAAAGGAGAACAUGGAUCGGGACAAUAAAGGUAUCAAGGACAUGGAAAGACGCCGAGAACGUAGCAGGGAUCGUGAACGUGAUAACUCUAGAAACAGAGAUUUUGAUAGAAAUGAUCGCGAAAGGAAUGACCGCGACAGAGAAAGGAGACUGCGCCGUGAUAGAGAAAACCGGAGCAGUAGUCUAUCACCUGCACGAAAACAAAAGAAAAAAGAUGAUCCUCCACUGAGAUUAUUGGAUGACCUAUUUCGUAAAACAAAGGCAACACCUUGUAUAUAUUGGUUGCCUUUAACUCCAGAACAGAUUGCUGAAAAGGAAGCUUUACGUUUGAAGCGCUUAGAAGAACAAAAACAACGUCUAAAACAAAGAGAACUUGAACGUGAAAAAGAACGUGAAAGGGAACGUGAACGUGAAAGAGAACGCAAUCGACAAAAUCACGAUCGAGACAGAUCAAGAGAUCGUGAUCACCGACGACCAAGGUCGACUGAUCGAAGGCGUUCACGCAGUCGUGAACGACGUCGUUAUUAA